AUGGCCUCAGCAUACCCACCGCCGACUACAGUCGGUGAGGCUCCAUUUUCCGCCCCAGGCCUCGACCAGCCCUGCAAAACCGCCUACUCCAUCUGGGGCAACCUCGCCGACGGCAUCCCGCUAAUCUGUCUGCACGGCGGGCCUGGCCACCCCUCGCAAUACAUGCGCCCCCACAGCCUCCUGCACACCAACCACGGCGUCCCAGUAGUCCUCUACGACCAACUCGGCUGCGGCAAAAGCACACGCCUCCCCUACAAACGCGGCGACACCGCUUUCUGGACCAUCGACCUGUUCAUCGCCGAGCUGCGCAACCUGCUCUCCGUCCUCGGAAUCCAGCGCUUCGAUCUCCUAGGCCACAGCUGGGGCGGCAUACUCGCGACGAGUUUCGCGCUGACGCAGCCGCCUGGGCUCCGCAAGUUGAUGCUCAUGAGCGCCCCGCCGAAUAUCGCCCGGCGCGUGGCGUCUACGCGGCGCCUGCGGAAACGCAUGCCGGAGAUCGACGAGGUGAUGACGCGGUGCGAGGCGGCCGGCACGACGGACAGUGACGAGUAUCGCGCGGCCAGAAAGGUCUUCUCGAGCCGCCAUAUUUGCACGCUUGACCCCCUUCCCUUUGACUGGGUGGACGGGAUGGGGGAGGACAACACCGUGCCGGCGACCAUGCUAGGCGGCCUCAUGGCUCCCGGCCCCUUGGGGUCAUACAACGUUGACGCCCGGCUGCAUGAGAUCACGGCAAAGACGGCACCUGGCGGCGUGUUGGUCACUAACGGCGAGAAUGAUACCAGUCAGGAUGAGGUGGUCCGGCCUUACUUUACGAAUAUUGCGGCGAGGGUUAUGUGGAUUAAGUAUACGAAGAGCAGCCAUACGCCGCUCUUCGAGGAAACGGAGAAGUAUAUUGCGGACGUCGCCGCGUUUCUGUCCAGCGCUUGA
This is a messenger RNA of Neohortaea acidophila, 927 nucleotides long. RefSeq names its product Alpha/Beta hydrolase protein. NCBI's taxonomy places the organism in Eukaryota, Fungi, Ascomycota, Dothideomycetes, Mycosphaerellales, Teratosphaeriaceae. The coding region runs from base 1 to 927 and encodes 308 amino acids. The transcript has a single exon. Gene Ontology annotation, biological process: proteolysis. Gene Ontology annotation, molecular function: peptidase activity. The record is from RefSeq and is a predicted model, not a curated record.